AUGGUGGCUUGGGACAACAAACGCGGAAUGGCCUUUUCAGUUUUAUGUUGGGCAGGGCUUCCCAAAGACAUUCUUGACUUAAUUUUGGACCAUAUAAUCCAAUUUUCUGACUAUAUUCGAUUUUGCUCGGUUUGUAAGUCAUGGCGUUCGGUUGGAUUGGAGGACAAUAAUUACCACCAUCUUCAUAUUCAAAGGCUGCGUAUCCUUAAAGCAUGUAGAAGUCGACUUCCUAUGCUCAUGAUUCCUCCUACAAUUAACAACAAAGAAAAUCAAAGUUUUUAUAGUGUCACCGAUGGCGUAAUCCUUGAUCUCCAGUUGCCAAUGUCUUUCAACAGGCGUUGUUUUGGUUCUUCGCAUGGAUGGUUAUUCACUAUGGAAAAACCUAUGGUUAUAGUUCUCUUAAAUCCAUUCAGUGGAAGAACCAUCCAUCUCCCAGAAUUAAAAGAUCCUGAAACUGUUUACCAAUUUUGGGUUGAUAAAGAUGACCAUGAAUAUUUUGUUUCUAAAGGUAUAUUAUCAUCUGAUCCUUGUCGGGAUGUCGAUAAUUAUGAAGUUGUAGUCAUUUAUAGUGACAACAGAAAAUUGGCAUCUUUCAAAUCAGGUGAUGAAACUUGGCAAUUCUUCAACUUGACAAAAGGUUAUUUUUUCUCUGAUAUUAUUUACUAUGAAGGUCAACUCCAUGCUAUCAACAAUUUUGGGGGUCUUAUGCAUAUUGACACUAUUAGUGGUGCUGGUAAAAUUAUAAUCAAGCCAACUCGGCGUAUGGAAUGUCGGAUGACUUAUCUUGUAAAAUCAUAUGAGAGAGAUCUAUUAAUGGUACAAAAGUUUAUGGAAGAAAAUGAGCAUGACGACAUGCAUUAUAAGGCUUCGGACUUCAAGAUUUUUAGGAUGGUACAUUCAACCCAGAUGAGAACACCAUCAUGGGUCGAAAUCAACAGCAUUGGCGAUCAAGCCUUAUUUGUGGGGAACAAUUAUUCUCUGACUGUUUCGACAUCAGAUUUUUCUGGAUGUUCCUCGAAUUGCAUCUAUUAUACCGAUCAUUAUUUGGCAAUCACGGGUCAUUAUGUCCCUCAUGGUCCUGAUGAUGACACGGGCAUCUUCAACCUAAGGGAUAGGAGUUUUGGAUCGCAUUACAUAGCAGACCGAGAGCACUUGAUACCCCCAAUUUGGAUUGUGCCAAAUUUGAAAGAUGACACUCAACCAAUCUGA
Molecule: messenger RNA, 1209 nt
Organism: Ilex paraguariensis (yerba mate)
Lineage: Eukaryota; Viridiplantae; Streptophyta; Magnoliopsida; Aquifoliales; Aquifoliaceae
Source: the annotation of a GenBank genome assembly